This is a messenger RNA of Sipha flava (yellow sugarcane aphid), 2000 nucleotides long. RefSeq lists its product as uncharacterized. Lineage: Eukaryota; Metazoa; Arthropoda; Insecta; Hemiptera; Aphididae. The record is from RefSeq and is a predicted model, not a curated record. The transcript is spliced from 8 exons. The coding region runs from base 224 to 1825 and encodes 533 amino acids.
UUUCAUUUUAUUUGUCAAUUACUCACUACUCUACAGUCAGAAUAAACAUUUAGAUCGUAGCUACACUUAACACUUUACUUCUCAUUUUACCGCCUAUAAAUUGUAUCUACUGUAUUUGCUUGGUGUUUACUUUUAUCAAUUAUUUGUUUUUUAUAAAUACUACGACUUAAUUAUUCAUUUUAUUGUUUAAUUCCUCAUAAGUGUUUUGAAUGUGUUAAUAGUUAUGAUAGGGAAAUUUAAAUGCGUUUUAGUUUUAACCAUCCUGUUUUGGAAUUGCAUUGAUGUUGAUGGCUAUCAGAAUGAUUAUCAAUUAUUACUAAAAGAUAAUGGUCCAGUUACUACAGGCUCAAACAUUACUUUGAACGCCACUAUUGUUGACUCUAAAGGAAUAUGUGUUAAAGGAAGUCUGACUUUUCGUUAUGAAGAUGAUGCAUUCCCAAGACAUAUUUUAAGUACGACUAUUAAAAAUUGUGUGGCAAUAUUCUACAUACCAUUUGGGACAACAAUUGGUGCUUCAAGUUAUAGAUAUCUAGUUGAAGUUUCAUUAGAAUUAAUACCAUUUAUCAAACGUCCAAUAGCCAGUGGCCGUGGAGAGUUAACUGUUACAGAAAAUUUAAAUGGUCAACUUCUGCUGUUCCAAAAUAAUACCAAUAUUAUAAAACACUCUCCCCAGACUACUUAUGUGUCUUCUAGUAUAGAAACUUUACAAAAAGUUAAACUUAAUGAUGCUGAUUUUGAAUAUCUUAAUAAAAGUAAUAGUUUUAUUACAGUUUACUGGUUUAUUGACUGUAUAUACCAAGGAAAUACCACAAACUUUACCUUUUCUACUAAUUAUACUAAAUCAGACAUUCAACAUGAAGUUCUUAGCAUUGUAGUUGCAGAUAUUGAUAAAAAUAAAACCUCAACUGCACUCGUACCCCCAGUCGUAACUGCUACAGUCAGUCCAAACAUGAGUACUAUUACCUCUACCAUUUCUGACACUACUGUUGUUUCUAAUAUUUCUGCUUCUACCAUGGAUGUUACUGCUACUACUUCUACAGUAGUUACAACAACAACAACAACAACUACAUCACCUUCUAAAAUGUAUGCUAAGUUUCCUCUUAGUGUAAUUGAUUCAACUUAUACAUCAGAGUGUCAACAAAAAAAACACAUUGAUUUAUUAUUAUCUGUUGUUCAAUUAGAAAAUCAGCAAAAAUAUGGAUAUUUUAGUCAGACUAUAUUUGUUAAAGAUCCUAUAAAAAAUGUGAAAAUUCAAGGUAAUGUAUGGAUUCAAGAAGGUGAAAUGUUAAACCUUCAGGUUAGUUGUAAUGGUAGUGGUCCAUUUCGUUACUGUGCACACUAUGUACAAGGACCAUACAAUGUAACCGGUAAUGAAGUUUGUCCAUCUGAAAAAAAUCUAAUUCUAUGCCAAAUGCAGUUCUUUCACUAUUUACGAGAGCCUACUAAUUAUACAUUAGUUGUCAUCACAGCUAAUGAUGUUUCUAAAAUUGUAACACCUAUUGGAAUUAAUAUCUAUAAAGUAAAAAAACAACCACAAAUUUCUGUCAUUGUUGUACCUGUAACUUUCAGUUCUAUUGCAGUGAUUAUUAUUGUAUUUGGAAUAGCUUACUAUUUUCAAAAUAGAUCAAGGUAUAUGGUAGAGGUAGCAGAUUUUGAUUUUGCUAAUAAUUCUGAUAUGGAAUGCAAAACAUUUAGAGAACGUUUACGUGAUGCUAUCAGUCAAGCUAUUAAUCGUACUCAGGACUAUUCAGAAUAUGAUGGUAGUGAAGAACAAAUUGGUAGUUUGGCUGCUCCUCAGAAUCAAAAAUAUGGUAGUAUGCAAUGACCAAGUACCAUAGUCGGCCCAAGCAGAUGUAAUGUCUAAAUUAUUAUACAUUGGGCUGAUUUGAAUUAUGAUUGUAGUGCAUUUUUGCUACUGUUCCUUUUUAAAAGAAAUAUUGAUAAAUAAUUUUUUUGCAUUCCAAAUAUUUUAGUUUAAUCUAAAUAUAAAAUAAAAUAAA